CAUUGUUCUUCCUCUUGAGACGGGGAGACGGGGGGAAGCGUUCGCUCGCUGACCGCCCCUCGAUGCCAUGUCUAAAUUCUGAGUCAGUCCAGCCGACGUCCUGCGAGCCAUGCUGUUCCACUUCAGUUUCCGGGCCGUUCCUUUGCUCGCCGCUCUGUUUGUCCGUUUCGUGUGCAGCUCUGGCCAGAGCUGUGCGGACGCACCCGUGUUCACGCCGUCCUCGCUGGUGGUGCAGUACGGGGCUAACGCCUCGGCAGCAUGCGCCGUGUGCAGGACGGAAUGCAACGGCACUCUCUUUGGGUUGGAAAUCCCUCUGGGAGUGAAAAAAGUAUACGGAACCACGCUGCAGUGGGAGGUGGACAAUAUGACUGAGUGGGAAACGUCGGCCAUGUGCUACUAUAACCAUCGCAGUGAUGGGCAGUGUGUCACCGUCCUGCCUGUGACCGUCUACCAGCCUCCAGAAGACGUGUCCCUCGUUCUGGUAGAGGACGCCGAUCCGGCGGCGGCGUGCGGCCAGUACACUCUGCAUUGCGUCACACACAACGUCGCUCCCAUCGGCAGGCUCGUCGUGACCUUCUACAGAGGUCAGACGGUUCUGGGCCGGCUCACGUCCAACAGCACAGAGAAGAAACCGGUCACUGAGACCUUCUCUCUGAAAGUGAACCACAGCAGGGACGACUCCGGAGCCCUGAUCCGGUGUGAGGCUGAGCUCCAGCUGGGCCCCGAGGGCCCGCGGCCCCCUCCAGUGGUCACAUCUUACAGCAUCGCUGCUCCAACCAACUGUUUGGAGUCGAUUUCAACUCAACAGCCGCCAAAAGAAACGACUGCAGGCAAGGCCUCUACCACAAAGCCUGAGCCGAACAGCGGCGCCUCGUAUGCAUUAAUUCACUGGUGUGUUCUGUGUUUUUUGCCUUUUCUGUCUGUUUUGAACUGAGCUCAGAAGCAAUGAUCCAAGCUGUUUGCUUUCAGAACUUUAAGUUUUAUCCAUUUCCUGCUCCAUUUCCUGCUCAGUAAAUGGAUAAUAUACAUAUAUAUAUAUAUAUAUAUAUAUAUAUAUAUAUAUAUAUAUAUAUAUAUAUAUAUAUAUAUAUAUAUAUAUAUAUAUAUAUAUACACACACAUAUGUGAAAUGUUUUAUAAAUGCUUGAUUCCAUGUUUCAGUUUCUGCAAACCUCCAUUUAUUGAUUUCAUAAUCUUAUUUCUCUGUCUUUAACAAUAAGAACCCUGACAGACAAACACCGACUCUGUCACUGUGUUUUUUAAUUAAGCUUUGUAAUACUAAGUCAUAACUCUUUCCUAAUUGAAUAUCGCCAUGUUCAUACUGUAAAAAUAUACAAAGUAUGUGAUUAAACCACAAAAUGAUCUAUUUAAAGAAACCCAUCUUCUGCUGUUGUCUGUAUUAUUGCAAAUAUUAACCAACAUAUAAAAUCCUAAUUCUCUAAAUAGUCACUUCAUUCAGCUACAAUGUUAUUUUCAUUUUUUUUUUUUUUUACUUAAAAAUGAGAAAUCUGUUGUAUGAGAAUCAGUAAAUUUGUAGCUUUUACUGAUUAAACGUGUUUUAAUGACA
Salarias fasciatus (jewelled blenny) is the source of this 1566-nucleotide messenger RNA. RefSeq lists its product as uncharacterized. Lineage: Eukaryota; Metazoa; Chordata; Actinopteri; Blenniiformes; Blenniidae. The transcript is spliced from 4 exons. The coding region runs from base 110 to 934 and encodes 274 amino acids. The record is from RefSeq and is a predicted model, not a curated record. Gene Ontology annotation, biological process: cell adhesion. Gene Ontology annotation, molecular function: integrin binding.